UGUGUUUUUUUUAAAAGCAAAAGUUCUGAGUGUGAAAUCCACAGCUCAGCUGAGCCCAGAGCAAGAGGUAGGGAGAGGAGAGGAAGAGAGGAUGUGGGCUUUAAACGGGACAGAUGCUCAGUCACUGUGUGUGUGAGUGUGGCAGUGAGUGUGGCAGUGAGUGUGUGUGUGUGGGUGUGUGAUGCUGGUGUGUUCUCUGUCUCUGGGACCUCUUGCCAUGCUGCAGGUGCUGUGCAAUUGCACCCAUUGCCUGCAAACAUGAAGGACGGAGGGGAAUCCAAAGACCAACAGCUCACAGUGGCCCUUCGUAUCCGGCCCCUCAAUGAGGCCGAAGUGGAGGAAGGAGCCACAAUCAUCGCUCACAAAGUAGACGAGCAGAUGGUGGUCCUGAUGGAUCCAAUGGAGGACCCUGAUGACAUUCUGCGAGCCAACCGCUCCCGAGAGAAAUCGUACAUGUUCGAUGUGGCUUUGGAUUAUGAAGCAACACAGGAGGACGUAUACCGUGCUACAACCAAGGGUCUAAUUGAGGGAAUUAUAUCAGGCUACAAUGCUACAGUGUUUGCCUACGGACCAACAGGUGCUGGGAAGACGUACACAAUGCUGGGAACGGAUUAUGAACCCGGUAUAUAUGUGCGAACGCUGAACGAUUUGUUCAAGUCCAUUGAGGAAACGAGUGAUGACAUGGAGUAUACCGUUUCCAUGUCAUACCUAGAGAUUUAUAACGAGAUGAUCCGGGAUUUAUUGAAUCCGGUGUCUGGAUUCCUUGAUCUGCGGGAAGAUUCCAAGGGCAGCAUCCAGGUAGCGGGAAUCACUGAAGUGUCAACGAUUAAUGCCAAAGAGAUAAUGCAGCUACUGGUGAAGGGCAACAAGCAGAGGACACAGGAACCCACGGCGGCCAACAAAACCUCCUCUCGCUCCCACGCUGUCCUAGAGGUCACUGUCAGGCAGAAGAACCGAGUCAGGAACAUCUUACAGGAGGUGCGAAUCGGUCGCCUCUUCAUGAUUGACUUGGCGGGAUCCGAGAGAGCGUCACAGACACAAAACCGUGGGAAACGGAUGAAGGAAGGAGCGCAUAUCAACCGUUCGCUGCUGGCACUAGGAAACUGCAUCAACGCCCUGAGUGAGAAGGGAGGGAAUAAGUACGUCAAUUACCGAGACAGCAAGCUGACCAGACUGCUGAAGGAUUCCCUGGGUGGAAAUAGCAGGACAGUAAUGAUUGCUCACAUCAGCCCAGCAAGCCUAUCUUUUGAAGAAUCUCGGAAUACACUUACGUAUGCAGAUCGUGCCAAAAAUAUCAAAACCAGGGUGAAACGCAAUUUGAUGAACGUGUCCUAUCACAUUGCUCAGUACACCAACAUCAUCUCCGACCUGCGGAGCGAAAUCCACCGUCUAAAAAAGAAGAUCGACGCCCAGCGAAUACAACAAACAAAAAACGAUAAAGCUGACAUUCGUAACGUGCAAGCGGAGGUUCAGUUACACUCCUCUCAGUACGACAGGCAAGAGAUGGACCGGCUUCGAGAACAGCUGGUCACCACUUUCCGAGAGCAGAUGGACAUCCGACGCAAUUUAAUGGAGCUGGACAACAGCAACAUGCAGAUUCAGAUUGACACAUCCAGGCAUUUGCUGGCUAUUGCAGACUGGGUGCAGGAGAAAGCUCGCCGAGCCAGGAAGUGGCGGGAAGAAUACAGGAAGGAGAUCGACAACAAAGAUGAGAGCGAGAAGGAUUCGGACACUGGAGAUGACCAGUCAGAUGUCAUGGAACCUCCCGAAGUGGCUGUGGCUCGGGAGCAUAUUGCUGUCCUUGUAGCCGAGCAGAGGAAACUGAAGAGACAAAAGGUUGAGCUGGAGAAGAGAUUCAGUGACAUUCGUGGCCGAGCUCAGAAACUGGAGGAGCUCCUUCCCAAAUGGAUCAGCAGCGAGCAGCAACGAGAGGUUCUGAGCCUUCUCUGUAAAGUGCACGAGCUGGAGAUCGAGAACACCGAAAUGCAGUCCAGCGCGUUACUCAAGGAAAACGUCAUCCGACAGACAGACUAUGUGGUUCAGCGCUUUGAGCAGCACAGGCACCUGUGCGCUGAAAUUAUACAACAGCAACGGCAGAUUAUAGAUGAUCACAAUCUGCUAGUCCCUCCACACUUGAAUGAGCUGUAUGAGAUUUACAUGAGAGAACUGGAGGAGGGCAACUUUGACCGGAUCAUGGCCAUACACACCGUCACAACAGAAAUCCUGAAGGAUGGUUCACUUAGUAAUGUGGUCAUGAAGCUGAAGGUGGGAGAACUUGUCCAGGAUGUAGACUCUGAUCAGGAGAGCGUGAGAACGUUUGGAUCUGAAAAGCUUCAUCGCAGUCGAAUAAAUUACAGAGACACACUACCACCCCUGGUACCAGAGUCCGAGAGGUAUAUAACUGGUUUCUUUAAAACCAGCUCCUGUGCCCAGCGGAGAAAGAGUUCAACUGUGCUGACCCCUCCUCCAAUCCAUGUGAAUGGAAUGGUGAACCAAGAGGCACGUCAGCAGGACAGUCUGGUGAGCUUCAGCGGGAUGAGCAGUACCAGCAGCCAUUUAAACUCUACCCCCGACAGCAGCGAGAACAUUGCAGACAGUCAGCUCACGCAAACCGAGUUCCUCAAAGAACGCAAGCAGAUGCUAACCGGUACCAAGAAUAUUGCAGUCAAGGCGGCGAGGAGGCGGUCCAAGGUUCUGGAGAGCGAUAACAGACUUCGCAUAUUGGAGCCCAUGAAAGAGAAAACAAGCAUUUCCCUUCACUCAAUGAGCGAGAAUGAGGAGUCCUUUUACCGGGGCAUCACCGGGCCAUCAUUGACACUGUACAAGCAGCAGCAAGCGCAGAUCAUAAAGCACGCAGUGAGUGAAGACAACAUUUCCUCCAGUACCUGCGAGAUGGGCAGCCAUGGGGAGAGCAGUCAGACAGACUCCCCCCACGGCUGGUCUCAAGCCCAGAAAAAGGAAGACAAAGCCACAAACCGGAGGGAGGAACUGUUGGAGGCCAAGCGGAAGAAGAGACGGUCAAGGUCAUUUGAGGUCAACGGCCAAGCGGUUAGUAUUCUAUAA
Molecule: messenger RNA, 3063 nt
Organism: Callorhinchus milii (elephant shark)
Lineage: Eukaryota; Metazoa; Chordata; Chondrichthyes; Chimaeriformes; Callorhinchidae
Gene: kif19
Product: kinesin family member 19
Exons: 18
Coding region: 259-3063 (934 amino acids)
Biological process (GO): microtubule-based movement
Molecular function (GO): ATP binding; microtubule motor activity; microtubule binding
Source: RefSeq, a predicted model, not a curated record